Messenger RNA from Hevea brasiliensis (rubber tree), 759 nucleotides. RefSeq lists its product as uncharacterized. The transcript is spliced from 3 exons. The record is from RefSeq and is a predicted model, not a curated record. Lineage: Eukaryota; Viridiplantae; Streptophyta; Magnoliopsida; Malpighiales; Euphorbiaceae. Bases 1 to 759 code for a protein of 252 amino acids.
AUGGAAAGACCACCUGAAUUUGAUGAUGUUGAAGCACUGGGAUUAGAUGAAAAUGAGGAAGAGGAAGAGUUGAUGCAAGAAAUUGGUAGUGAAAGACUAAGGCAAGUACUGGAGGUUACAGUGAUGUAUGAUGGAUGGACAGAUAGAAAAGGAAGAACCUUGAUUAAUUUCUUGAUUAAUAGUCCAAAGGGAAGUGUGUUUAUCAAAUCAAUUGAUGCAAGUGAUGAAUCAAAGACAGCGACAUUGUUGGCCAGUUUGAUUGAGAAAGAAUUGAUGGAAAUUGAUCCCAAAAAAGUGGUUCAAGUUGUUACAGAUAAUACAUCAAAUAAUGUUGCAGCAAAUUUGAUGUUGGAGGAUAUCUUUAAGAUCUGUGUUUCCAAAGAAAUAUUCCGCAAAGCUGUUGAGCUUACUGGUUUCAUAUAUGGCUCUUCAGGAGUUCUAAAUAUGUUGCGGAAGUUUACUAAUGGAGUAGAAUUGCUAAGGCCAGAGCAAACUAGAUUUGCUACUGCUUUUAUUACACUGGGAAAGAUUCAUCUUCAGAAAGCCAACAUUAGAAAAAUGUUUACUUCGAAAAGUUGGACAACUAAUAAAUGGGCUAAAGAGGUGAAAGGCAAAAAGUGUGAAAGGACGGUUUUGAGUCCUGCCUUCUGGAAUCAUGUUGUUUAUGCUCUUAAGGUUUUCGGUCAUCUUGUUCGUGUGCUUCGACUUGUUGAUAAUGAAAAAAAAAACCAGCUAUGGGAUAUAUUUAUGAAGCCAUAG